This is a messenger RNA of Hibiscus syriacus, 870 nucleotides long. Its product is annotated as DNA replication licensing factor MCM2-like. The record is from RefSeq and is a predicted model, not a curated record. Gene Ontology annotation, biological process: mitotic DNA replication initiation; double-strand break repair via break-induced replication. Gene Ontology annotation, molecular function: 3'-5' DNA helicase activity; single-stranded DNA binding; ATP binding. The transcript has 7 exons. NCBI's taxonomy places the organism in Eukaryota, Viridiplantae, Streptophyta, Magnoliopsida, Malvales, Malvaceae. Bases 1 to 870 code for a protein of 289 amino acids. Gene Ontology annotation, cellular component: MCM complex; nucleus.
AUGAUUGAGGCAAACUAUGUUACAAAGAAACAGGAUCUCUUUUCUGCAUACAAGCUCACUCAGGAAGAUAAGGAAGACAUCGAGAGGUUGGCCAAGGAUCCACAAAUCGGAGAAACGACGGGGCAGAGAGCUGUUUAUACCAUUGGCAAAGGUGCUUCUGCUGUGGGGCUGACAGCAGAAGUGCACAAGGAUCCUGUAACUAGGGAGUGGACCCUUGAAGCAGGAGCCCUUGUUUUUGCUGACAAAGGGAUUUGUCUUAUUGAUGAGUUCGAAAAAAUGAAUGACCAAGACAGGGUGAGUAUCCAUGAAGCAAUGGAACAACAAAGCACUAGCAUAUCAAAAGCUGGGAUAGUCACUUCUCUCCAGGCUCGUUGCUCGAAUCCUUCUCAAGAAUUGUUGAGGAAAUAUCUAACCUAUGCCAAGUUGAACAUAUUCCCAAGAUUUCACGAAAAGGAUAUGGCCAAGCUUACCAAAUUUUAUGUUGAUCUGCGAAAAGAAUCAUAUCAUGGACAAGGCGUCCCCAUAGCAGUGAGGCAUAUCGAAUCGAUGAUCAGGAUGUCUGAAGCACAUGCCAGAAUGCACCUUAGGCAGCAUGUCACAGAAGAUGUGGACAUGGCUAUACGGAGCUUCAGGCAAUACAUAACCUUCAAGAAGGAAUACCAUGGACUGCUCCUUGUACUGCUAAGGGAGCUUGUGAACAAUGCAUUGUGCUUUGAAGAGAUACCUUCUGGAUCAGCUCUUGAAGCUGAAGAGUAUGAAAUCAGCAAUUUGGAGGCCUUCUUUUCUAGCACUGAAUUUAAAGCCUUUUACGAGUUGGACGAACAAAGACAAGUUAUCAGGCAUCACCUUGUGGACGAUGACAAAUCAUAG